Molecule: messenger RNA, 1395 nt
Organism: Engraulis encrasicolus (European anchovy)
Lineage: Eukaryota; Metazoa; Chordata; Actinopteri; Clupeiformes; Engraulidae
Product: protein delta homolog 1
Exons: 5
Coding region: 1-1395 (464 amino acids)
Molecular function (GO): Notch binding; calcium ion binding
Source: RefSeq, a predicted model, not a curated record
AUGGCUUGGCCGCGAGGGGAGUCACUUUUCUUCUACGGUCAGUACUGGAGGUUUGUAGAGCACAUUUCACCGGCUAAGGCUGAGCUUGGAGAGGACAAUAGUGAUGUGGAGCGGGAAGGAUUGGAAUGCGCAGCCGGAUGUAAUGAAGACAAUGGGGUUUGUGAAGAAAAUGGCACAUGCAGGUGCAAAGCAGGUUGGCAGGGCGCGGUGUGCGAGCAGUGUGUGCCGUUCCCCGGCUGCGUUCAUGGGACGUGUGAAAAGCCCUGGCAGUGUGUGUGUGAGGACGGCUGGAUAGGGAGCCAUUGUGACCAAGACACCAACCCUUGCUCCUCUAAGCCUUGCUCUGGCAACUCCACCUGCAUCGAGACGGGCGAGGGGGGGUACCUGUGUGUCUGCCCCCCUGGGGGGUACUCUGGGGACCGCUGCCACCUCCGGAGGGGACAAUGCCAGGACGCCAGCACCAUCUGCCAAAAUGGAGGAACCUGCCAAGAUGCUCAGGACUUCGCAUUGCAACCCACCUGUGUCUGCCCAGCUGGUUUCACUGGAGAGUUUUGCGAGCUCAAAAUCAGCCCAUGCCACCCAAACCCGUGUGCCAAUGGAGGGAUCUGUGCUGCUGAAGGCGACGGCACCACCAGCCACACCUGCAGCUGCCCACCCGGAUAUGGAGGUGCCAGCUGCCAGAACGCCACUGCCCCCACAGCCCCCCUCUCCCCAUGCCCCACCAGCCCAUGCCUCAAUGGCGGUUCCUGCCUCAACAACACCGCCGCUGGUGCCGCUGGUACCGCUGGCGCUGUGCCCCGCUGCCUGUGCCCACCGGAUUUCACCGGGCCACAGUGCGCCCAGGCCCACCACAGAUCCAAACCUCGACCCACGGGCAGGCUGCGGCCCAAGCACCCAGACGCCCAAAUGGUGGCGGCAGCCCACGCCGCCGCCGCCGCAGCCGCCCACGCUAGCCACCACGGAGCAGCCUCCCUGCAGCAGCAGCAGCAGCAGCAGCACUACAGCCUUCCCGCCUACGCCUUCCACAAGCUGCUGCGGCCCCCGGAGCGCGAGCUGCUGAAGAUCACGCUGAAGGAGACGGUGCACACGUCGUCCGGGCCGCUGGUGACGCGCAGCCAGCUGGUCUGCUUCGCCGUGCUGGGCCUGCUCACCUGCCUGGUAGUGCUGGGCACCACGGCCAUCGUCUUCUUCGGACGCUGCGAGGCCUGGAUGGCCAACGCCAAGUACACCCAGCUGGUCAGGCAGCAGAGAGAUCAGCUGCUGAGAACAAGUGGUGGAGAUGGAGGUGGAGGUGGAAGUGGAGGUGGAGGAGGUGGGGAGGCUCAUUCGGUUAAUAUCAUCCUGCCGGAGAAAAUCAAACUGACAAAUUACGGCAACCAUUACACAUCGAUCUGA